Bombina bombina (fire-bellied toad) is the source of this 3153-nucleotide messenger RNA. It is a transcript of the gene INVS, whose product is annotated as inversin. Gene Ontology annotation, molecular function: protein binding. The transcript has a single exon. Bases 128 to 3067 code for a protein of 979 amino acids. Lineage: Eukaryota; Metazoa; Chordata; Amphibia; Anura; Bombinatoridae. The record is from RefSeq and is a predicted model, not a curated record.
ACCUGGACAGCCUAUAGGACUGUAGAUAAUGUUAGAGAACACUCUACUGUUACCAUAGGGACAUGAAUUAGUUGUCAUAGAGACUGGAGCCUGUUUCUAUAUAAAGGACUGACUGUGCUGCUUGGCCAUGAUGAGUUGUGUGGCUCAGGGCUCCUCACUAGCCUCCCCUGUGCAUGCAGCUGCUGUGACAGGGGACAAAGCCACUCUGAUGCGGCUAAUUGGCUCCAACCCCAGUUUACUUGACCAGGAAGACCAGCUAGGAAGGACUCCCCUGAUGUACAGUGUGCUGGGAGAUCGACGGGCAUGCGCAGAGACUCUGCUACGUGCUGGGGCCCAAGUUAACCAUUCAGAUCGAAGUGGGCGCACUGCACUGCACUUGGCAGCCCAGACAGGCAACCACCGUCUACUCAAACUACUCCUCUCCCGAAGAGCUGACUGCACACACCGUGACAUGCGUGAUAUCACUGCACUUCAUCUCUCUACCCGCCAUCAGGAUACUCGUUGCCUUGCCCUGCUGCUAAAGCACACCCCUCCCGGGCAAGUAGAUGCUCAAGAUCAGCGGAAGCAGACAGCACUUCAUUGGAGUGCCUAUUACAACCGACCACGUCAUGUCAAAUUAUUGGUGAGGCAUGAUUCUAAUAUUGGCAUACCUGAUCUGGAGGGCAAAAUACCCUUGCACUGGGCAGCAGGUCAUAAGGAUCCCGAAGCAGUGCUGACUGUCCGGUGUUUGCUGGAGGCUGCCCCCACUGAAUCCCUGCUCAACUGGCAGGACUAUGAAGGCCGCACCCCUCUGCACCUUGCUGUUGGCGAUGGUAACCAAGAUGUGGUUCGUUUACUGACCUCAUACCGAGGUUGCAAUGUGGCACCUUAUGAUAAUCUGUUUCGUACCCCGUUGCACUGGGCUGCACUGUUAGGCCACACUCCCAUUGCUCAUAUUCUUCUUGAAGGAAAUCAUUCUCCCAAUAUCCCAUCUGACAGUCAAGGAGCAACCCCAUUACAUUACGCUGCCCAGGGUAACUGCCCAGAUACUGUGCGGGUGCUUUUGGCUCACCCCUCUGUGAGAGAUGAAGCCGAUUUAGAAGGCCGAACAGCUUUUAUGUGGGCAGCAGGAAAGGGCAGUGAUGAGGCUGUGAGAGCCAUGCUGGAACUAGACUCUGAAUUAGAAUUGAAUAGAACAGAUAAAUAUGGAGGAACAGCUCUGCAUGCUGCCUCACUGUCUGGGCAGAUCAGCACAGUGCGCAUCCUUUUGGAAAAUGGUGCCCAUGUGGAUGCUGCAGAUGUAAUGAAACACACCCCACUGUUCAGAGCCUGCGAAAUGGGUCACAGAGAAGUUAUCCACACCCUGAUUAAGGGGGGUGCAAAGGUGCAUCUUGUGGAUAAAGAUGGACGCUCUCCCCUCCACUGGGCAGCAUUGGGAGGUAAUGCAAAUGUAUGUCAAAUACUAAUAGAAAACAACAUUAACCCCAAUGCCCAGGACUAUGAGGGAAGGACACCACUGCAGUGUGCCGCUUAUGGUGGCUACAUUGGCUGUAUGGAGGUCUUGAUGGAGAAUAAGGCAGAUCCCAAUAUCCAGGAUAAGAAUGGACGUACAGCAUUGCACUGGUCAUGUAAUAAUGGAUAUUUGGAUGCAGUAAAACUCCUUUUACAUUACAAUGCUUUUCCUAAUCAAAUGGAAAAUACUGAAGAACGAUAUACACCCUUGGAUUAUGCAUUGCUCGGUGGACACCAAGAGGUAACACAGUUCAUGCUAGAACAUGGAGCACUCUCAAUCGCAGCCAUUCAGGAUAUCGCAGCUUCCAAAAUCCAGGCCGUAUAUAAGGGCCACAAAGUGCGGACAGCUUUCAGGGACAGAAAGAAUCUGUUAAUGAAACACGAACAGCUGAGGAAGGAUGCUGCUGCUAAAAAGAGGGAGGGUGAGAACAAGAGAAAGACAAGAGUGGACCACGUAGAUGAGAAACAGAAAGAAAAUCUAGAACAUGAAAAGAUGCUUAGUGACGUACAACAGAACAAAAGUCCAGAUGAAAGGAAAACAAAAAGGUCCAGUAAUGAUGACUGUGAAAAAGAGGUCACAAAGAAGGAAAAUGAAAGAGAAAUAGAACUUGAAAUUCAUAUUAGUAAUGAUCAGCCCUUACAGGUAAAACAUACCUCUCCUAGACAAAGAGAUGCAUACAGUGCACCUAUACGUAUCAGCUCUAGGACAUCCUAUACCCAAACUUCUCUAUCUCUUAAUGAAAAGUUGGAGGUACUACCUCUUAAAAACAGUCCAAGACAAAAAUCUCAAAGAAGUUCUAAACAUAAAAAGGAAUCUUCAGAGGUUGUAAUGAACACAAAUGACAAUGCUCGUCACAAAAAGGGUGUUAAACUUAAAAAAGAAGGUACAGAAAUUGCAGUCGAUCCCAGUCUUAAGGAUACAGAGGCUUCAGAAGAUGUGAUCCAUAGAGGCAAAGAGCACAUGCAACCUGUAAUAAAGAGCAACAGAAUAAGCAGAAAAGGAACUUCUGAUAUUGCAAUCCAAAAAGAGUCACACAGUAUUCUAGAAGCUAAAGCUGAGAGUCCACCAAGAAAAGAGAAAGAAGGUUUGAAAAUUGUAACCCACAAAUUACAAGAUGUCCAGAGUUCUCAUAGGAUAAAGUCUAGAGAAUCCUCAGAGAGACACAGGGACAGGAAAAGUAGUUCAGCCAAAGUAGCACCUUAUAGUCCAAAUGAUAAAGAGACAUCUAAUGAAGAAGACAGGACAUUUAAGCCACAUCGGAGUACAUCUGUUUUAAAAUCUUCCCAUUCAAAUCGCAUUAAACCAAUAACAGAUUGCAAAGGUGCAGACUUCUCUACAACUAGUGACUUGGACUUCAGGAGAACACUAACAGUUCCACUACCAAGCGGUUCUGUUAAAGGGCAGAGUCAUACUAAAUGGCAGCAGCUAGACAUUGAGCUGAUUCCGUUAGAGGCAAGGUUGCAACUAGUGGAGAGGGAAAAAUUCAGGAAGCAGUUGUUCCAGCGCAAGAACCAAGCAGCAAUUAUCAUUCAGAGGGCUUGGCGAACUUAUUGUAGGAGACAAUAUCCUGUAUAAGACCAUGUAAUAGAAUAUAUGUACUGGGGUAGCCUUCAUUUUUCUGAAGGAGAUAAGAACUGAGAUCAUUUUAGUUAAAAUUAUAC